Messenger RNA from Melanotaenia boesemani (Boeseman's rainbowfish), 2612 nucleotides. RefSeq names its product immunoglobulin-like domain-containing receptor 1. Gene Ontology annotation, cellular component: plasma membrane. The coding region runs from base 237 to 1817 and encodes 526 amino acids. NCBI's taxonomy places the organism in Eukaryota, Metazoa, Chordata, Actinopteri, Atheriniformes, Melanotaeniidae. The record is from RefSeq and is a predicted model, not a curated record. Gene Ontology annotation, molecular function: high-density lipoprotein particle receptor activity. The transcript is spliced from 9 exons.
GCUCACCUGUUUCGGGGUGUGGUCAGAGCUCAGCGCAGUCUCAGCCACAGAGAUAAGAAAAACUGCAGUCUUUACGUCCUUUAUGGAACAAUGACCGGCUGACUUUAGGUCCAGGUUAAAAUAUAGUUCAGUGGUUUUGGUUUCCUAUUAUUCCCCAUUGGAGUUAUCUUUAUUUUGUGGUCAACCAUCUGUGCUUCUUUACUCGGAGCAGCUUGGAGCGUUUUUAUUUCACCAUCAUGGGGAGACUACCUCUCGCAGUUCUUCUCUCAUUGUGGCUUCUAAAUGGCUAUCAUUGUGCUCAGGUGAUUGUUCCUCAGCAGCAGCUCAGCACAACAUUGUUUGUCCCAGUGACACUCCGCUGUGAUUAUUCCACCUCUGCAAACCUCCAAGACGUCCUUGUCACUUGGAAGUACAAAUCCUUCUGUUUGGACCCUGUGCUGAACCAAUUCUCCACAAAUUACCUGUCUGCACAACAGUUGGGACAGGACCCAACGAAUGACUGUCCCGACCGUCAGCGGACCGUGCGCAUUGUAAUCCAGAAGAAGGGAAGCAGUCAGCCAGUACUGGGACCAGAAUAUCAGAAUCGCAGGAUUACCAUUCAAAAUCAGGCCGACUUGGUGAUCAGUGAGGUGAUGUGGUGGGACAAUGGGGUGUACUACUGCAAUGUUGAUGCUGCUGGAGACACCACUGGAAACACGGACCAAUAUAUCAAGCUCAUUGUCUACAAUUGGCUAACAGUGUUAUUAAUCAUCAUUGGCGCCGUCCUCCUUAUCAUCCUCUUUUGUAUUUGCUGCUGCCAGUGCUGCCCACAGAAAUGCUGCUGCUAUGUCCGCUGUCCCUGCUGCCCACAGCAGUGCUGCUGUCCUGAAAAAGCUGUCAUGCAGCAUCGCAUGAUAAAAGAAGCUCAGAGGGCCAUGGUUCCCUGGAUGAAUGGACAACCACUUUAUGCACCUAUGAGCCAGUCUUCCCAGUUGAAUCCGCUAUUAUACUCAGGAUCUGUCUCAGGGAAGAGCAUCCCUUUAAAUGCCAUGCCCCUCCCUCCCCCUCAGUCUUCAGCUUACAGCAUGCCAGCUCCUAGUGUCCAAGGUGCCCACACCCCUACCAACACCAAUCACAUGCUUGACUACCUGGAGAACCAGGUGCGGGGAAUGGAUAUGAUGAGUCCUCUGCUACAGCCACCAGCACCACCAUCCCACAUGCAUCAGAUGGCACCUCCUGUCCAGCGCAUGCCCACCAAUGUCCCAUUUUCCCCCGGCCCUCCGAGCAUGAUCUCUGCUCUUGAUGACGGUCCAACACAGCGCCGCAUCAUUACACUUCCACCAAUAAGGGAGCAGCUGCAGGGAAGAAUUCCACCUUCAGCACCCAAGACUCGCCCGCCAAGCUCUAGUGAGAGCAGCCGAAGCGGCUUUGGUCGCCAUGACGAGCGAGGGGCAGCGGGGAGGCGUUACCCCUCACCAGCCAGAUCUAGAGGUAUUCCCCGGAGCUACAGUGAGGAGUCAUUGGACGGGAGAAGCCGCAGCAGAUCACGAGGAGAUAUGGGCCGCCCUCGUUCUCGUUCCAGGGAUGACUUGUUUGACAGCAGAUCCAGAGGAAAUUACUCUCCUCCAGCAUCAAGAGGAGGAGGAGGAGGAUCUUGGAGCUCAGAUGAUGAGGCCAGCAGCAGGAGAGGAGGAGCAGGAGGGGGGAGAGGAGGUGGAGGCUGGGCUGACAAACCACCUAGCUAUAGGGAGUAUGAGCCUGGACAGAAACCAGGAGCACGGAAGAAUGAACGCUACUCUGACAAGAGUUCUCGCAGUGGCACCAGCAUCGUCAUCUGAGCCCUUCAGUUGUGAAACGCCCUGUGACCUCUGGUUCAGAGAACGUGUACAAAUCACCAGCCUUGUUGUCUGGCUUCAGUGAAGUUUUUUGAAGGCCACCGUUUUAUCUGUAACAAGGAAAAUCCUCAAAGUUUCCAUUACUCUUUUUGAAGGAUGAAAAGCUCUCAGGGGGAUUCAUGAAAUGUUAGAUUGAAUGUCUGAGAAAUUUUGAGGGUGUUUUAAAAAGGAAUUCUGUAAAGUAGCUGGUAAAUCAGGUUUUCUUUUCUUUCUUUUCUUUCUUUCUUUUUAUGCUCAAUAAAACAUAAGCCAAAAAAUUAUAUGCAUGACAUGAAGAAGAAAUUACACUCAGGGCCAGUAAAAAACUAUCACUGUUACUUUAAACCCCGAUAAAUAUGAAACCCAUGUUAAAGCUUUUUUUUUUUUUUUAAAUUACUUGUAAAUAUGUUGUUUUACCUAUCUAGAUGUCUUGAAAAGUCUGUUGAAUUUGUUUUGCUAAUAUUUUGAUGCAUAUUUUAAAUACUAUAUGAAGUUCUUCUACAGAUGCCGAAUUGCUUUUUUUUUAAAUAACCAAGCAUACAAUGAAUGACACAUUUUGCACUUAGUGCUUAACAGCUUUAACCUCCGUGUUAAUAGCUCAUUUACAUGAUGGUGAUAUAGAAAUUGAUAUUAAGACGAAAACAUUUGUUUGACCCUAUGUUGAAACAAUAUAAAAAAAUGUAUUUUUCUUUUACUUUUAACACUGUACAGUCAGCAUAAGUUUAUUAAUAAUAUUGAUAAUAAACUUAAUACAUUUUG